AUGGCUGGCAAAUUCGAGCCCAAGACGCCCGUGAUCCUCGACCCUCCCAACUACGAUCCCAUUUCCCUUGAGGAUCUGGCCCUGGCAAACGGGGCUGAGGGCGGUAAAUGCUAUGUUGCUAUCAAGGGGGUCGUCUACGACGUGACGGGAAACAAGGCUUACCAGCCAGGCGGCUCUUAUAAUGCAUUCGCCGGAAAAGACGCCUCGCACGCCCUCGCCAAGACAUCAACCAAGCCAGAGGACGUCAAGCCCGAGUGGCAGCACCUCGACGACAAGGAGAAGUCGACCCUCAACGACUGGGCCACCUUCUUCUCCAAGCGGUACAAUAUCAUUGGCACAGUAGAGGGCGCCACCAAUCGGGAGGAGGAAUAG
This is a messenger RNA of Lasiosphaeria miniovina, 372 nucleotides long. RefSeq names its product cytochrome b5-like heme/steroid binding domain-containing protein. NCBI's taxonomy places the organism in Eukaryota, Fungi, Ascomycota, Sordariomycetes, Sordariales, Lasiosphaeriaceae. The record is from RefSeq and is a predicted model, not a curated record. Gene Ontology annotation, cellular component: endomembrane system; membrane; endoplasmic reticulum. Bases 1 to 372 code for a protein of 123 amino acids. The transcript is spliced from 4 exons.